Molecule: messenger RNA, 1473 nt
Organism: Zophobas morio
Lineage: Eukaryota; Metazoa; Arthropoda; Insecta; Coleoptera; Tenebrionidae
Gene: Tip60
Product: histone acetyltransferase Tip60
Exons: 7
Coding region: 42-1448 (468 amino acids)
Biological process (GO): negative regulation of DNA-templated transcription; positive regulation of transcription by RNA polymerase II
Cellular component (GO): chromatin; MSL complex
Molecular function (GO): histone H4K16 acetyltransferase activity; transcription coregulator activity
Source: RefSeq, a predicted model, not a curated record
AAUAUUUUUCCGUGAUAAAAGUACAAAAAUAGGCAGAAUCGAUGAAAGUGGAAAUGGAAGAAAUAGACGAUAGCACAAUUUGCGAUUCCGUGUCAUCCUUGGUGGAAGGAUGCAGACUCCCGGUUCACAUGACGGGGACUUCGGACUGGCUUUCAGCGCUGGCCGAGAUUAUCAGUAUUAAGGAAGUACAGGGUUCGAAAUGUUACUACGUCCAUUAUGUUGACUUUAAUAAACGGUUAGACGAGUGGGUGACUGAAGAAUCUCUGGACACCCGUAAGGUUCAUUUUCCCAGACGCGAUGGUGGUAGCAACACGGGGGUGUCGACUCCCAAAAAAGUCCACAUUGGGGGAGGCGGGGGUGGGGGCGGCCCUGUGGGUUCCGUCUCAAGACCCUCAAGUCCAGUUGCUGGCUCCGAGCUAGUGAACGGCAGCGCCGUUCUAGCGGCGGCUCUCCAGAAACGCAUGAACCGAAAACGCAAAGGGCCUUCCCUAGAGAGCGAGGAUUCUCAAGACGGGCCUGCGCAGCUGCCCCCAGGUCCGAGACAGUCCGGGAGCAUGGUCUCCCACCACGACGACAUUGUCACCCGAAUGAAGAACAUUGAUCUCAUAGAGUUAGGCAAACAUAGAAUUAAACCGUGGUACUUCGCCCCCUAUCCACAGGAAAUGGUUAAUUUAAGUUGUAUAUAUAUCUGCGAAUUUUGUUUGAAGUAUCGGAAAAGCCGGAAAUGUUUGGAGCGACAUUUAGCCAAAUGCAACCUGCGGCAUCCUCCGGGCAACGAAAUCUACCGAAAAGACACAGUUUCGUUUUUUGAGAUCGACGGUAGGAAGAAUAAAGUGUAUGCGCAGAAUUUGUGUUUGCUGGCGAAGUUGUUUCUGGAUCAUAAGACGCUCUAUUACGACACGGAUCCGUUUUUGUUUUAUGUUAUGACGAUUUUUGAUAGUCGGGGGUUUCACAUUGUGGGGUAUUUUUCGAAGGAGAAGGAGUCGACGGAGGAUUAUAAUGUGGCUUGUAUUUUAACGAUGCCGCCGUAUCAGAGGAAAGGGUACGGGAAAUUGUUGAUCGAGUUUAGUUAUGAAUUGUCGAAGUUCGAGGGAAAAACGGGGUCUCCGGAGAAACCCCUGUCGGAUUUGGGGCUGCUGUCGUACAGGAGUUACUGGGCACAGACGAUUUUAGAGAUUCUGAUUUCUAUGAAGCCUGUGGGUGACAAUGAGAAGCCCCAAAUUACAAUUAACGAAAUCUGUGAAUUAACGAGUAUUAAAAAAGAAGACGUCAUUUCAACGUUGCAGAAUUUAAAUUUGAUCAAUUAUUAUAAAGGACAGUAUAUAAUCACGUUAAAUCAAGAAAUUAUGCAAAGUCAUAAGAAAGCGAUGGAAUCUCGACUGGUUAGGAUAGAUCCCAAAUGUCUGCACUGGACGCCUAAAGACUGGGGCAAAAGGGCGAAGUGGUAAAAAUAAAAAUUUUUUAAAUAAAAAA